Molecule: messenger RNA, 5597 nt
Organism: Gigantopelta aegis
Lineage: Eukaryota; Metazoa; Mollusca; Gastropoda; Neomphalida; Peltospiridae
Product: ubiquitin carboxyl-terminal hydrolase 20-like
Biological process (GO): protein deubiquitination
Molecular function (GO): cysteine-type deubiquitinase activity; zinc ion binding
Source: RefSeq, a predicted model, not a curated record
UUCCUGUCGGCCAUUCGUCGUGACAAAAUUCACAAAAUCAUUGUAAUGAAAUAGAAAUUUGAAGUCAGCCGUUAAUUCUCAUCAUUUAUUGUAUUGUGGCUGUUUGACUGUGUUUAGUUCUGUGUUGGAGCAGUAUGCCGGGGAAGACCUCAGACUGCCCACACGUUCCACUGAUCACAACUAUUUCAUGGGAAGAAAUAAAAGAGAAGCAGAAGGGUCAAACAUGCCAGAUUUGUGAAGUUGCUGCCCCUGACCUCUGGCUUUGUAUCGUUAGCACGUGUAAACACAUCGGCUGUGGCCAUGCAGUGAAGGAUCACAGUUUUACACACACUCAGCAAACAAAACACUGCUUAGCAAUCAACAUAACUACGCUAAGAAUCUGGUGCAGUAUAUGUGAGACGGAAGUUCACCCACACAGCAACAACCCUCAGUGCAUAAUACCGGAAACCAGAAUGGCGUCUGCUCUGAAAUCCAGUGGAUCCACUGACAGUUCCCCUCACCGCAGCUUUUCAGGAGGAGAUGACUCUGAAUCCGAUUUGGAUGAUGAAAACUCCAGGCCUAGAGGUUUGACCGGUCUACAGAACCUGGGAAACACGUGUUACAUGAAUGCUGCUUUACAGUCACUCUCUAACUGCCCCCCUCUAACAAGAUUUUUCCUUGAUUGUUCUGGGUAUGUAAGGCCUGACAAGAAUCCGAUGCUGUCUAGAAGUUACCACCGACUGGUUUCAGAACUCUGGCACAAGAAAAGACCAAGCUAUGUGGUACCAAGUGGAGUCGUCAGUGGUAUGAAGUGUGUACAUUCCAUGUUCAAGGGUUACACUCAACAGGAUACGCAAGAAUUUCUCCGCUGUUUUAUGGACCAACUUCAUGAGGAACUGAAGCAGCCUGUUGCUGAAAUUAAAGAUGACAAUGGUGAUGAAAAAUCAACUCGUCGAUCAUGACUCGCAGAAUCCUGUGGUCAUGAUAGGCAGCCAUCUAUAGACUCCUGCAGCAGCAGUAGCCAAUCAGACUUUGAUUACGAAACAUGCGACUCAGGGCUCAGUAGUGAAAAAAGUUCCGCUCACAAUUUGUCUGGUGAUGAGGACAAAGACAUCAGUGAACAAAUGAGACUCAACCCACAGUCAUUAAAUGAGAACCGAUCGAAUCUGUCAAGAUCCGGGUGUUAUGACAACGUAACGAACUCUGUGCCUAACACGAAAGACAUGAAAGAGACUGCUAACCUGCUUUGUAAGCAGAGUGUGGAUAGUGGAAUCAGUAUGAAGUGUGGACCUUCGGGAGAUCAUGUGGCAAAGGCUGAAACUGGUGAAUUUUCAGAUGCUCUUACCGAUAUUGGUGCAUCAAACCAAAAAUCAAAAGUGUCGUCAGGAAAUAUUUCUCUAUCAAGUCCAGCAGUUACAGAGUGUAGAAGCUCUUCACCUAAACAAACUGUGAUAAAUAAAUCAACUUCAAGAAUGACUCACGGUGCCAAAGGAACUAUACCAAAUGCUCAGUAUCGAAGUGUAAUAUCUGACAUAUUUGAUGGGAAAAUUCUUAGCUCUGUGAUGUGUCUUACUUGUGAACGGGUUUCAACUACGAAGGAGACGUUCCAGGAUCUAAGCCUGCCGAUUCCCAGCAAGGAAUACCUGCAUGUGCUGCACUCGAACCAACACUCGACACCAGGGGCCACUAAAGGGGGGUCAUGUGGGGAGGCUCACCAGGGCUGGUUGGGAUGGAUGUUUUCCUGGAUGAGAAGCUGGUUUAUGGGUCCAACGAUAACACUGCAGGACUGUCUGUCGGCUUUCUUCUCUGCUGAUGAGUUAAAAGGAGAUAACAUGUACAGCUGUGAAAAAUGUAAAAAAUUAAGAAAUGGGUUGAAAUACUCAAAAGUUCUGGAGUUACCUGAGAUCCUCUGUAUUCAUCUGAAACGCUUUCGUCAUGAGUUCUAUUCUUCAAAGAUUGGGACUUACGUGGCAUUCCCAUUAGAAGGACUUGAUAUGAAAUCAUAUCUACAUAAAGACUGCAAGUCUGAGGUAAUGAUCUAUAAUCUUGUGGCAGUGAUAUGUCACCAUGGAACAGCUGGUGGAGGACACUACACUGCCUAUUGCCUGAACUACUUCAACGAACAGUGGUAUGAGUUUGAUGAUCAGUACGUCACUGAGGUUGAUGUCCAGCAAGUAAUCAACUGUGAGGCGUAUGUGUUAUUCUACAGAAAGGGGAAUGAAAAAAUGCAUUGUAUAAGACAGCAAGCCAUGGAAUUAAUGGAUGAGAAAGAGCCAAGUUUAAUGCAGUUUUUUGUGUCCAAGGAAUGGAUUAAUAAGUUCAACACAUUCUCAGAACCGGGACCAAUCACAAACCAUGAUUUUCUUUGCCCACAUGGAGGAGUUCCUCCAAAUAAGGUUAAUCACAUUAAUGAUCUUGUUCAGUGUCUGAGACAGCCUGUUUGGGAUUAUCUUUACAACAGGUAUGGGGGAGGCCCAGCAUGUAACCACUUGUACGCCUGCGAUGUUUGCCAAUCUCAGCUGAACCAGCUGCGACACAGACAGAAAACUGAGAUAGAGACUUUUAUAAAGCUAAACGAUGAGUUCCAAGCUGAAGAACAUGCUCCUGUAAUCUACGCUAUCAGCAUGUCCUGGUUCAAACAGUGGGAAGGUUUUGUGCGCCUUAAAUACGACAAUCCACCUGGUGAGAUAGAUAACAGCAACAUUGCCGUUAUCAAGGGCGGACAGCCGCAAGUGAAACAGUCGUCAGACUAUGGCCAGCUGUCAAAAGAGAUGUGGCAGUUUCUGCACAACAUCUACGGAGGUGGCCCCGAGCUUAUUCUCCGUCAGAGUCUCGCUCAUGUGGCAGGCAAGACUCCGAGUGCUGCCGUAAUGGCUGGAGCCGUCUCCACGACAACAUCAGCCGAACGACCAAACAGCAGUCCCAGCACUGAGAAACCGGACAGUGCUGCUGAAAAAGCAUCUUUGUCGGAGUCAGGAAUUGGAAGUAGUGCUUCCGAUGUUUCUGAAAAAAUGACCAAUGAAAAAGCUAUGGAUAGCAGUUCAACCUGUGACACAUCUGCCUGUCAAAGUGUUGCUGGUAGCUCAAGUUCUGUCGUGGAAAAAGAAAAACAGCAGUAGGCUGUUAAGAAGUGUUUUGUAAAGUGUCAAGAUUCUUCUUCUUUUUUAAAUAUGCGUUGAUUUGCUGUAAUCUGACUAUUCAUUUCAGUUAUCGUUUGUUGGGCAACUUUUUCACAAGCUGUUGGAUGGAUAACAGCAAAUUUCAACAUUUGUUAAAAGAUGGUGUUACUCUUUGCACUGUGAACUACAUAAAAACUUAUAUAAAUUAUCUUUCUAAAAUUCUGGCAUGAUUUUUUUUUUAAACCAAUGAUUUCAGGUAUUGAAAAUUACAGCUCUUUCAAAUUUCAGAUUAUAUCCAGUGAUGAGAAUUUUAUGUGGAAUUCCAUGGAUUUUGUAUCCCUUGGGGUCAGUCUCAGGAAUCAUCUUUAAGUCUGAUGAGAAAGUUGUUUUCGGGGCGUUCUCAUUGUGGGAUUAGUUGUACCGACUUGUCGCAUGCGACGGAAUUGUACUGAGAGAACACCCAAAUCGGAACGACAUUAGUUGUAUACAACAAGUUGUGUUGGAAUCGUACUGAGAGAACACCCAAAUCGGAACGACAUUAGUUGUAUACAACAAGUCGUGUCGGAAUCGUACUGAUUAGAACAUGUUUCUCACGACAAAUAGUAAGCUCUCGGUCAAUCAAAUCUCAUUAAAGUACAAGCCAUUUAGUUUUAUCACUUCCGUGUUUUUUCAUUUGCUUAUAAAUAUGUAAAAAUGUCCGGAUUUCAUGGCUCCAUUUAUUGUCCAGAUAUGGUCAAUAAUUGUUUUGGUACAUAAUGUAAUCAUGUUUUUCUUUAUCUCAGUGGAAAUUUGUAGGCACUUACAUUUCCUGUAAAAUAUUUUUAAACUGACGAGCUUUGUUUGACGUCAUCAAAUGUUAUGACGUAAUGUCUUCCCACACACACAAUUCAAGUGGCUAUGACAAAUCAGUGCGACAAAUCGCAUAAUGAGAACACUGCUUUAGAGAGGGGUUGAGAUGUAUUACAAAUUUUAACAUCUGUCAUCAACAAAUAAUUAUAAACAUAAUUUAAACAUCUGUUAUUUCUGUAAUAUUUGUUUACUGUGCAUCAGGGAUACAGCUGGUAGUUUCUCCAAAAGUCGUUGCGAUUUCAGUGUUCACAUAUUACCCUUUAAAGUUGUUACUACAAAAAUUGUAACAUAAUGUCUUUACAUCAUUUUUCUGUAUUUAGAAUCAAUUUAAAUAAUAUAAAAAAUUCAGCAUUCCAUUGUUUGUUUUGCUAUUAGAUGAAAAAAAUAGAAGACAAAAAUCUUAUUUAAAUUAUUGUAAUUAUAUGUUGACAUUUGACUCAUGAAUUUUACCCAAGACAUAUCUGAACAUUUGACUCGUUAAUGUUAUGUAAGACGGUUCUAGCCAUUUGUUUGUAAUUAAUUAAUUUAAUUCAAAUCCAUUCAUCAAUAUGAGUGCGAAAUAUGCACAUGUUCAUGUGGUUCAGUAACAGUAAAUGAGAAGACUAGAACAAUUGUGGAUCACAGUUAAUGGGGGGAUUUUUCUUUGUAUAACAUAAUAUAAACACAAGUACAGUGAAACCUGUAUAAACCAAACCCUGAACAAACCAGAAUUCUGUCAAAACCAGCCAAGUUUCAUUGUCCCAAAUUUUCUAAUUCUAAAAUGCGGACCCUAUAAACACUGGAUUCUGUCUAAAUUGAAUAAAUAUUCGGUCCCUCGUUUGAUCCAGUUUAGACAGGUUUCACUAUACAUACAAAACUGAAAAAUUAUCUUUGAAUUAUUGAGCAUUGAAGCAAGUUAAUUUGAAUAGCUGCAAACUCAGGAUAGGGUCUUUGUGACAAAUUAAUACUUGGUUACUAAUGUUGAUGCUAAUGACUGUUACUUUUAUUCAUGCUUUUUCACCGUUGUUUCAUUAGGCCCAGUAUGAUUUAUGUGAUUAUUUUCUCGGUUAUAAUUCUAAUCCUUUUGAUUGUUUUUAUAUUCUUUUAUCCUUUAUUUAUAUUACUAUUCUUUUUGUUAAUUAUCUUUUAAAAUUUUAUUUAAAACAUAUUUUUUGUUUUACUAUGUAAAUUGCAAAUUGCUCAGUAAGUUUAACAAAUCAUGUUUUUCAUAUUGUUAAUGCAUAACCUUUAGCAAACCAUUGUGUUUUGUCAUUUUGUAGGGACAUUGGCUCCUGAACAUUUAGUUUUUUCCUUAUUUGAAUUUUUUUUUAAUUAUUAUUAUUACUUUUUUUUUUUUUGAGCAAUUUGCUGACGUUUGUAUGUAUUGUAAUUCUUUCAUCAUAACCAAUCAAUGGAUGUGUUCUGAGUACUACUGGAGAUCAUAAAGUGGCGGUGCAUGUAGUAUGUAAUUGCAAAACUUCAAAAAACUCCUGUGUCUGUACGGAUACUGAUUUAUUACACCAGUAACUAUGUAACGCCUCUCGCAAUCUUUUAAAUUAAAACCGCAAGGCUCAAUGGGUAGGUGUAAACCACUUGCACCGACCAGUGAUCCAUAACUGGUUAAACAAUUCAACAAAGGCCAUGGUUUGUGCUAUCCUGCCUUGCUGCUAA